Molecule: messenger RNA, 4447 nt
Organism: Durio zibethinus
Lineage: Eukaryota; Viridiplantae; Streptophyta; Magnoliopsida; Malvales; Malvaceae
Source: RefSeq, a predicted model, not a curated record
CAAUACAAAAGUUCUUCAACUCUCGUAACAAAAGUCAAGCUCACGACUUCAUAUACCCAGCAUUCAACUCAUCCGAAAACAAAACAAAAAAAAAGUGAAAUAAUUAAAUUCUAAAGCACAUAAUAAUAAAAAAAAAAAACAAAAUCCCUAGGUGUUCUUCCACGAAAUUCAUCUCAUCUCUAGUCUCUAUCAAAACCCUCACAACUUUUUAUUUUCUCUAUUUUUUUUUACAAUUUUCUUCUAAAUCUACCACUUUUAUUCACUUUCUCAUCCAAGUUUUAGUCAUUUUUUUUUUCCUUUUCAGAAAACAUUUAUUUCUCUUUCUCUUUUGAGAAUUUGAUGUUCGUUUGACUUUCUUUUUCUGGGUUGAUGCUCGAGUUCGAUGAUAUCAAGGAAAACAAGUUUUAAGGUUUGAUGGGUGUUUUUCUUUUUGUGAAUUUUUUGAACUAUUUGUUAUAUGAUCUUCACGAUUAAAGUUUUUUUAGAUAUGGGUUUUUGAAGAUUGAGUUCUUUUAAAGUUUAUCAACAUGCAAAUUUGCUUCUUUUGCCAAUUUUGUUUAAAGUAAAAGGUUUUUGAAUUUGGUUUAAUUUGAUGAUCAAAUCAUUUUAACUUGAUGCUUCAUCUUUUUUAUCAUGAGCUUUUCUGUCUUUCAAUCUUUUGUAUUCCUGGCGUUGCAUCUUGUUAAACUUAUGUUUUAAGAGGACCAUCUGAAUCCCUUUUGAUUUAGCUGGGGUGAGGAGUUGUCGAGCUAUAGCCUGUUUGAUUGAUAUCUUCGAAUUCGAAAGCAUUGGAUUGUCUUGAUCUGCUCUUGAUCGUGUCUGGGGUUUAUUGAAUCCAAAUCAUGGUUUUGGCAAGUAGAUGGUUUAGGUUCUAUCUAUCACACGAGUGAAGGGCUUGGCUUUUAUUGCCUGGGAAGUUACUUGGUGCUUGAUUGAUUUUGUUCCGUUUCUUGUUUAUUUUUCUUUUGAUAUGGAGGAAUGUCAAUCUGCCAUCCCAACAUCUGAAGGAGAUCUUCAUGUGGUUGCUGCUGCUCAUCAUAUUGUCAAGGCAUUAGGAGCAACUAAGAAUCUUAGUGAUGAUUUAAGGAAGAUCCUUAUCGAUCUUGAUUCCCACUUGUCGAUGAUAACUUCGAAUAUAGAUAGCAAGGGAGGAAGGGGAUUUGUUGAUGUUGAGGAGAGAAUCAAACAAGCAGAGAGAAAGAUUGUGAUUUGGGAAUCAGAUCGAAUGAUGAUAUGGGAUUCUGAACCUAGGGAAGCUUCUGAGUAUCUGGAAGCUGUAGAUGAAAUUCAGACACUAGUUGAUGGUUUACGAGGCUUAUCUGUGAAUGAAAAUAGGAAGCAGAAGGAACUUCUUAACCGUGCAGUGAGUGUUUUGCAGAUGGCAAUGUCAAGGCUCGAGGAAGAGCUUAUUCAUAUACUUGUUCAGCAUAGGCAACGGUUCGAGCCCAAACUCAUGAAAUCUCGUUCUACUCAAAGGGAUGUUGUUUAUGAUGAGUCAUUUGUUUCAGUCGAGGAUGAACCAGCAGAGAAAACAUCCAGCAGAAAUAGCAGUAGUGAUGAAAGUGGUGAAUAUAUUGUAGAUUUGGUCCAUGCACAUGUAAUUCCUCAUAUCAAGUCCAUUGCAAAGGUUAUGUUUACUUCAGAUUAUGGUCAGGAAUUUUGUGAAGCUUUCAUUGGUGUGAGGAAAGAAGCAUUGGAGCAGUAUUUUGCCAUUCUAGAAACGAGCAAUGUCAGCAUCGAGGAUGUGCUGAAAAUGGAGUGGAAUAGCAUGAGUAGCGAGAUGAAUAAAUGGACCUGGUCCAUGAAGAUCAUCUUUCGCGUCUAUCUUGCUAGUGAAAAACGGUUAUGUGACCAGGUCUUAGGGGACUUUGGAUCUGUUAAUUCAUUUUGCUUUCUUGAGAUAUCACAGGCAACAAUCCUUUGCCUCUUAAAUUUUGGAGAAGCCAUAGCAAUGGGGCCUCAUCAACCUGAAAAGCUGCUUCGUUUGCUUGACAUGUAUGAGACUUUGGCAGAUCUUCUCCUAGACAUAGAUACAUUGUUCUCAGAAGAGGCUGGUUCUUUUAUUCGGCUUCAGUUCCAUGAGCUUCUGGAGAGAUUGGGUGAUUCUGCAACAGCAGCAUUCAAGGCGUUUGGAGUUGCUAUUUCUUCAAAUGGAUGCUUGUUCCCCUUCCCUGGAGGUGCAGUUCACCCUCUCAAUAAAUAUGUCAUGAAUUACAUCAGGAUGUUCCCUGAAUAUUGUACCACCCUCAAUUUGCUUCUCAAGGACCAACAUGCAGCCGUUGCAAAUCCAGUUACUGAGCCAGAGUAUGGGCAGAACCUGUCUCUUUCCACUUCUUGUCCAAUGGCUUGUCACCUUCGAUCAAUCACAAGUUCUUUGGAGUCCAAUCUUCAUAAGAAAUCAAAACUAUACAAGGUUGAGGCAUUACGACAUAUUUUUUUGAUGAACAACAUCCAUUACUUGGUUCAAAAGGUUAAGGGCUCUGAACUCAGACGCUUCUUUGGAGAUGAAUGGAUUCGUAAGCAUAACGCAAAGUUUCAGCAGCAUGCAAUGAACUAUGAGAGAGCCACUUGGAGUUCAGUCGUUUCUUUGCUCAAGGAUGAUAACCCAGGCUCAAGUUCAAUGUCAAAAUCCACUUUCAAAGAAAGGUGCAAGGGCUUUAGCAUUGCUUUUGAGGAGUUAUACAAAACCCAGACAAGUUGGUGUAUCCCAGAUCCUCAGCUUCGUGAAGAUUUGCGAAUUUCAACUUCACUUAAAGUAGUCCAUGCAUAUCGAACUUUUCUUGGGAGAAACCCUGCUCAUAUUGAUGACAAAUGUGUUAAGCAUACUGCAGAAGAUGUGGAAAAUUUGCUUUUGGAUCUUUUUGAAGGGUCGCCUAGAUCAUUGAACAAUUCGCACAGAUGGUGAAGACUUAAGGUCUUAAGGUUUCAGCCAUUCUUUGUUUCUCACUCUCCUCCUUUUACAACAUUUUCUUUUCCUGAUAAAAGUCUUGAUUGCUGUAGAUGUAAAUUUGGUUGUAAUUAACAUGUCUACUUCCAAAAUUUCUGUUCCUCCUGUUGUAAUACCUGUAAUUGGGUCUUUGUUGGAUACAAAUGCCUGUGCCCGUGUUUCUCUUGGCUUGAAAUAACAUGCUUAGCUGUCCUGCAAGUGUUAACCAAUACUUUUCUGAUAAAUUCAAUUCUAGGCGUAUGAUCCAGGUCAUUCUCUAGGUUCAUUGUUGUGUUAGGAUUGCUUUUUUUUUUGUGGAUUGGUCGUAUUUUUCUGCUCUAGAAUGUGAGUAUGCUUUCUAUACAGUACAUACAUGUAUGCAGAUGAUAGUAACCUGUGAUGAUGAGAAAAGGAACGCAAGCCUCUGAUUCUGAGACUGUUCUACAUUUCAUGACUGCUUUAAUUUUGGCUGGGAUGCAUUGAUGCCCCACUUAGCUGCUCCAGGUUUAAUUAAGAGUAAAAGCAGCUGAUGAUGCUGAUGAGCAUUUGAUCCAGAUUAAAGCAGUUGACAAGGAGAUGUGUAGUUUCCAUCAAUGAGAAAGGACAGUUACAUUGAAGGAAUUAAUGUGCAUGUGCGAAAUGUAAGUCAUUUUCAGUUGUUAGGUGCAUCAGAAUAGAGUUUCAUCCCAGCCAUGACUUCCUGUAGUAAAUAGACUAGAUCUCUUGUUGAGUUGCUGUCAGUAUCAGGAUAUUACUGGUCUGAAAUCUACUAUGUGCUUAAGAGACAAUGUAGGCAAACUUGUAGAAAGCACUUAAAUUUUCAUUAGACCUAGAAGAGUUGCAGUUACUUCUGCAUUUGAGAUGUGUAGGUUCAGUAAAAUGGAUUUUAUGAAUCAAAUUCUAAAACGGAGAGCCACAGCUACAUUGCUGUAAGUUGCAUUCAUCUCUGCCUUCGACAUCCAACUCUCCUCUUCCAAAGCAAAUAGUCCCCUGUAGAACAAGUCCUUAUCCCCCUUUUGUGUUGUUAUCAACUGAUGCGAGUGCUUCAUGCAUUAAUCAAAUCAUUCACACACAGUGAAACAAGCCACGAGCACACUUUGCUACAAUCACCAAUAUCAUAAUUAACAUAUUUUGCAAACUUAUUUGGUGCUUAUUGGACGCCAAAUUUUGUGAAGUCUCCUAACCAUCUUUGAGGAAUCCUGAACCCAAUCUUGAUUCUACCCUAUACUUCAAUUUCAAUGCAGGCCAAUGGAAAGAGACUAAAGCCUGACUGGUAUGGCUUUACUGAAAGUUGAAGUGUCCUAGUCCCUACUACCUAAUUUGCGGUAUUGUUCAGGAAAAUACCCAACAAACACAACUACACGAAAACUUGUGACACAUAGACAAACGCCUAGAAUAACAAAUCUGCAGCUCUUCUAAUCUGUAUUGCAACAGAAAUGGCUUGUAUGCUAACAAGAACACAAGUUUUAAACUGAUCAGGACCUCUCCCUAAUUCCAGAGCACAAGCUUCAAUCCCACUAU